Messenger RNA from Carassius gibelio (silver crucian carp), 2055 nucleotides. Its product is annotated as calcium homeostasis modulator protein 1-like. Lineage: Eukaryota; Metazoa; Chordata; Actinopteri; Cypriniformes; Cyprinidae. The transcript has 2 exons. Gene Ontology annotation, molecular function: monoatomic cation channel activity. The record is from RefSeq and is a predicted model, not a curated record. Bases 799 to 2049 code for a protein of 416 amino acids.
GUGCAUUAACAAAUUUGUACUUUUGACCUUUUAAACUUGUUUUAGUAAAUGUUUAGAUUAACAUGAACUAAGAAGAUUGAUAAAUGCUGGUAUUGUUCAUUGUUAGUUCCAGUUAACUAAUAUUAUCCAUUUUUCAUUAUUCAUUUAAUUCCAAAUUGACUUUAUACAUACUUUUAUUUGCAUCUAUACGGUGGCACAGUAGUGCACAACACAACAAAAUCUCCACGAUACAACAAAAUCUCUGCAACACAAUUAAAUCAUCACAGCAUGCCACAUAGGACAGAUUUUGUUGUGUUGAGCUCAUUUGUUUGUGCUGCGGCUUGUUUUCAUUGUGUUUUUACUUGUUUCUGUUGUGUUGUGGCCUAUUUCUGUUAUGUUGUGACUUGCCUCUGUUAUGUUGUGGCUUGUUUCCAUUUUGUUGUGGCUUGUUUCCGUUGUGUGGUGCUAAGUUCAUCGUGUUGUGGCUUGUUUCCGUUGUGUUUUGCUUAUUUGUUGUGUUGUGGGUCGUUUCUGUUGUGUUGUGCCACUGUACAUCUGUGGUUGCAUGAAGAACCUUAAAAAUUAAUGGAAUCUUUCUACUGCACAAAAGGUUUUUUAUAGUGAAAAAAUUUGUUCGGAUAACUGCAAACCCCCCAACCCCCCACACUCCCACCCCCCAGGAUUUUUAUUUUUAAGAUUGUAGAUAACUUUUUUUGAGCAAGACAUUCUGCAUGUAAAAUAUCAAUAUUUACCCUCCAAGUAACAAACCUUUUUUCACAUACAGGUUGAUAUCCAGAUAGACCAAUCCAAGAUAUCAACAUGGAUAAGUUCCGUAUGAUGGCCCAGAUUCUCCAGUCCAACCAAGAGUCUUUUAUGAAUGGCAUUUGUGGCGUCAUGGCACUGGCGAGUGCUCAGCUCUACACGUCUUUUGAAUUCAACUGUCCCUGUAUCCCUGAAUACAACUACUCAUACGGGAUCAGUAUGCUAGUUAUUCCACCUAUAUGGUUCUUUCUUUUGGGUUUUGUACUAAACAACAAUAUCUCGAUGCUGGCAGAGGAGUGGAAACGGCCGGUGGGACUGAGAAGGAAAGACCCUGCAGUCAUUCGUUACAUGUGUGUGUCCAUAUCCCAGCGUUCGCUCAUCGCACCAGCCGUUUGGAUAUCAGUGACUCUGAUGGAUGGUAAAAGCUUCCUGUGUGCCUACAGUAUGGACCUGGACAUGUCGGAAUUUGGCAAGAAUGUAAGUGGACAUGGAUUGUCUCAGGAGCAACUCUUACGAACACUGGCCAAAAUACCAUGCAAACAUAUAUAUGAUGGCCAGCACAUCCUAUCGAGAGAGGCCGCCACCAGAUACAUAUUGUGUAUUUCACAGGCUUUUGGAUGGUUAUUCUUGAUGAUCAUCACAAUCGCUGCAUUUCUGAUCAGAGCCAUUCGUCCCUGCUUCACUCAGGCGGCCUUUCUCAAAACCAAAUACUGGUCCCACUAUGUAGACACAGAGCGCAAGAUGUUUGAUGAGACUUGUACAGAACAUGCUAAAAGUUUUGCCAAGAUCUGCAUCAAACAAUACUUUGAGGAUGUUAGCGGUGAGAUUCAAAGCUUUCAUGAUCAUCCACGUGGAGAUGAUAGCGACGAUGAGGACGAUAAACCUGACACAGAAGAAGACAAACUGUUGGGCGUUCGGCGUCAAGACACCAUGAAUAAGGUGCUGUGGGACUGGCACACGUGCAAACCUCCGCUGAGUCUGAGAAAGUAUGGAGAUGCUCGCACUGAACAAAAUGGCGAUUGUAGCAUGAAUGCUAAUAAAAAUCAAGACCAAAAUAUCUGUGAUAAAACUGAACUUAUUAAGGGACAAAAUGUCUUAAAAUGCGGUUAUGUGAAUCCUGGCCUUGAUAUCGGCCAAAGCAAUUUAGACAAGGGAUAUGAGAAUGCUAGCUUUAGCAUAGAACAAAAUGGUUUUAUGAAUACACGUAGCAAUGCUAGCACAAGCUUUAAUGGACUGAUGAAUGGUGGUGUUUCUUCUCCAUGCAAUCCUCAAAGAAAAACAUGGGCUGUGUAUUAUAGCAAGGUUUGAGAUAUA